This is a messenger RNA of Papaver somniferum (opium poppy), 2120 nucleotides long. RefSeq lists its product as uncharacterized. Bases 624 to 1913 code for a protein of 429 amino acids. The record is from RefSeq and is a predicted model, not a curated record. NCBI's taxonomy places the organism in Eukaryota, Viridiplantae, Streptophyta, Magnoliopsida, Ranunculales, Papaveraceae. The transcript has 3 exons.
UCCAUCACCACCGAACCAACGACUGAUACUCUUCUUCUCUAGAAACCUCUCCAAAGACAUCUCUUCCGGUAUCAAACUGGGAGACAUUCACCGCCGGAAAUGAAGAUUCCGGUUGAUUGUUUAUCAAUCAAUCGUCAGUGUAGUUGUGUCUUGAUUACUGCAGUUGUUGUCAUGCUUUUCAUGAACUUUGAAUUAAAAAAACCCUAACAAAAACCAAAACCGAAAGCAACAUUUUCCUUUGUUUAGUACUAGUAGAAUUUACAAGUUAUUCGAUUCGAUUUUUCUUAUUCAAUCCAAUUACAACAACGAAAUUAGUAUUAUAAGCCUUUGAGUAAGGUAUCAAGAUUAGGGAAAUUUUGUUUGUUUUUUUACUUUUUUGAGAUAGAGAUCCAAAAGAGGGGUUUUACAGAUUUCGACGGAAUUUUCUCUUUAUAGAUCAUCAUUUGGAUUAUUGUGGGAUUGAAGAUUAUUCCGGUUGAUUGUUCUGGGAAAGAUUUGUUGUGUGAUUUUCAGGGUUUUAUAUAGCUUAGAAGAGAUCAUAAAUCAUCACUCAGGUUCAGUCUAUGAACUUUGAAGUGUUUAACUGAUUAAAAGUGAGAAUACAUAUUAAUAUCAAUUAGAUCAUGCCUUUUCAAACUAUGAAGAUACAACCAAUUGAUUCUACCACGGCUAAAGAAUCAUCGUCAACAACAGCAGCAGUAACAACAUCGGUUAGGACUGAUCCAGUAAAACCAGUAGUGAAAUCUAGGUUUAAGAGAUUGUUCGAACGUCAAUUUCUCAGAAAUUCAGCAGCAGAAAAAUUAGGUGAUCAUCACAACAACAAUAACAAAGAUGUUGUUACUAAUGCAGAUUUGGUGGAACCGAGUUCUGUUUGUUUAGCAAAAAUGGUUCAGUGUUUUAUCGAAGAAAAUCAUAAUGAUUCAAAACAAUCUCAGAAAUGUGCUGGCCGUAACUGUUUCAAUGGUAGCAACAAUUAUACCACUGAUAGUUCCGAUGAUGAAUUCGAAUUUUGUUGUGGUGGUUUUACUGAUUCCAUCUCAUUAUCCUCUGCUGAAGCUUCUGAAUAUCUCAAGAGUUUAAUUCAGUGCCCUAGUGUUACAGAAAGAAAUCUCUUUGCCGAUACUUCAAAAAUCGUAGAGAAAAACAAGAUCUGUAAACCACGAAAAGAUGAUUGCCGGAAAAUUGUUAUAGAAGGUUUAUUAGUUCUUGGAUAUGAUGCUUCAAUUUGUAAAUCUCGUUGGGAAAAAACUCAUGCUUAUCCAGCAGGAGAAUAUGAAUACAUAGACGUGAUUAUUGAUGGAGAGAGAUUCAUUCUUGAUGUUGAUUUUCGAUCAGAAUUUGAAAUUGCAAGAUCAACCAAGCAUUAUAGAUCUGUUCUUCAAGCAUUACCGUUGAUUUUUGUUGGUAAAUCUGAUCGUCUUCAACAGAUUGUUGGAAUUGUUGCUGAAGCUGCUAAACAGAGUUUGAAGAAGAAAGGCAUGCAUUUACCACCAUGGAGAAAAGUUGAUUAUAUGAAAUCUAAAUGGAUUUCUUCUUACGCUCGUAUUACGCCACCACCAAUGACCACUACAUCACCACCGUCACCACCACUAGAGGUGAUCAGUGAAGUUGCGAUCGAUGAUAAUAAUCAGAAGAAGGAUUCUUGUGUGAUCAAAACGAAGAAUUUCUCUGGAGAAUUUGAAUUGAUCUUCAGUCAAAAAGUUUCCAAAUCCGAAUCAGCUACCAAUCCUGAGUCAGAUACUACUACAACUGAUGUCACUUCUUCGAUUCCGAUUGAGAGUAAUUCAGAUGAGUCAGAGAAGAUCAAAGUAGUUGUUUCACCAUGGGAACCACCAGCAAUUAAACCAAAGAGCACUCAGAAAGGGGGGAAAAUCGUGACUGGAUUAGCUUAUGUCCUUAAAGAUAAACCCUAAAAUUUUGAUUUUUGGAAUUUUUUUGUUUUUUGUUAGAGAAAAUCGAAAUUAUUAAACAAAAAUUUCGUGCAAGUGCCCUUCACAUUUUUUAUUUGUGAGGGUAAUAUCAUUAUAAGAAAUUAAAAAAAAAAAGGAAAAAAGAAUUCUACUUUUACUAAUCAAAUGAGAAAAUCAUAAUAGAAAAGACAAAAAAGAAUUAUCAAAUUU